Messenger RNA from Penicillium subrubescens, 1578 nucleotides. RefSeq names its product putative C6 transcription factor. Gene Ontology annotation, biological process: response to xenobiotic stimulus. NCBI's taxonomy places the organism in Eukaryota, Fungi, Ascomycota, Eurotiomycetes, Eurotiales, Aspergillaceae. Gene Ontology annotation, molecular function: DNA-binding transcription factor activity. The coding region runs from base 1 to 1578 and encodes 525 amino acids. The transcript has a single exon. The record is from RefSeq and is a predicted model, not a curated record.
AUGUGCCAAGGGUAUGGCUAUGAAUGUGAAUAUGAAAGCGGAGCUUCAAAAUCACCCACAAAGCGACCUAUACCCUCCGAGGAGUCCUCGUCACGGCUACCAGAGAAACUGGCACGGUUGGCGUCCCCACAGUCCACCUUGAGACAGAAUACGGACUCGUCUACUCCUGGUAUUCUCGAGCCAUCAAAAGCUCGAUAUGUGGGCAGAUACUCCUCAAUUGCCUUUCCCCUCUAUGUAGGAUUGGAGGUUCAGGCGACAAAGCUUCCGCGUCUGCAUUCAUUUGCAUAUCACUCAGGCAUUCGCAAAGAGCCGCCCUGUGCGGUCACACAUCAAAUUUCCGAGAAAUUUCCCUGGGAUACGACCAGGGGUCUCAUUGAAGUAUAUACUGCCACCAUACAUCCGAUAUUCGGUUUUCUGGAUAUGGAUAAAUUCUACGCACGCUGCGAGAAACACUGGCACGGUCAGCCACAAGACAUGGCUUUCGAGGCUAUCGCCAGCGGAGUUCUGGCUUUGGCUUCCCUGUUGAAUGGGAAUCUAAACCAAGAUAUGGAAAUUUGGCUGGUACUACACGCCAAGGAAAUACUUGAGGAUUGUUCAAUCAGUCGCUUUCCGUCUCUAGAGCAGAUUGCGGCGUGGAUUCUGCGCGCCAUAUAUGUCCGCUGCACUGGGCGACCCCAUGUCACUUGGCUGACAACUUGCACGAUCAUGCAUCUUAUUGAAGCGACUGGCUUGCACCACACGUCAGACUUCAUGUUGCAGACAACGGGAAAUCUUGCUCCAAGGCCGGAGGUCUCCAAUACGAUCAUCCGAACCGCUCAAGUAGCCACUUGUCUUCAUAUUGUCAUUGCUUUCGAGUAUGGCAGGUCUAUCAUGACUGUCAAUCGCCAGACUCUCGAGAGCAAUCUACAGAGCACUCACGAAGGCGAUUUGACUCCUCAAAUGUGCAGUCUUGUUGCAGCAGUUCUUCCUGUAACUCAUGCAACACGCGACUCAGCAGAUACGACAGAGGAAAUACUUUCCGCUCUCGAAAAAGUUGUCAACAUUUCUGUCAGCCAUGAUUUUCUGCUACUCCUUAGGGCAGAUCUAGCCCUGGGCAUAUAUCGACGACUUCGAGUCACGGAUUCGAAGCCUCAACAGAUACCCAACGACCGUGUUAUUACCGUCGGCGCGGCAGCACUACCCGCUGCCCGAAGGCUAGUAAGUCAAGGCCGGGUAUGGUGGAAUAUCAUCGGGACCGUUUUCCAAUUCGCCUGUGCGCUUCUUGCAAUGGACACUUCUUCCAGUUGUGACAUGCUUGUGAAAGCGAUGGACACCUUGGAGUUCGUUGUGGAUUCAUUAGACACCCAUUUAGCCAGAGAGGCUUUGUCUACCGCACGACAGCUUGCUAGAGCGGCGUUGGACAAUAAAAGAAAAGGCGUUGAAGCCUUAGAGCGCGUAGUGGGACCUUCGCCAAACUCCACUGGCGCUCAAAAGGAACAUCCACUACCCCAAGAUCUCUCACUGAGCCCCACUCUAGACCAUCAAUUCCCAUUCGAUCUUGACUCUCUAUGGGCCAUGGAAUUUCAGCUGCCAUUAUGA